AUGGCAUCCUCCAAGAAAGUGAUCCUGUCCGUGCUCAGCCGAGCAGAGCAGUCGGAAGGGGUUGGAGCCAGGGUCCGCAGAAGCAUUAGCAGACCCGAGUUGAAAAAUCUGGAUCCAUUUUUACUGUUUGAUGAAUUUAAAGGAGGUAGACCAGGUGGAUUUCCUGAUCACCCACAUCGAGGUUUUGAGGCAGUGUCUUACCUCCUGGAGGGCGGCAGCAUGGCCCAUGAAGACUUCUGUGAACAUGUUGGUCAGAUGAACCCAGGAGACCUGCAGGUAUGGCCGACCACAAGUGCUGAUGGUUUCCUCUUCCUUUUCAGUCUGAUUUAUACUCGCACACCAACCUUAUAUUUGGACUUCAAACUGGACGCUGGAGCCAAGCACUGCCAGCCUAUUCCUAAAGGAUGGACAAACUUCAUUUACACCAUAUCUGGAAAUGUGCAUAUUGGACCUGAGGAUGCACAACAGAAAAUAGCACCUCAUCACACAGCAGUGCUGGGGGAAGGUGACAAUGUCCAGGUGGAGAAUAAGGACCCUGAGAGAAGCCACUUUGUUCUCAUUGCUGGGGAGCCACUAAGAGAACCAGUUGUCCAACAUGGUCCAUUUGUGAUGAACACCAAUGAAGAGAUUUCUCAGGCCAUUCUUGAUUUUAGAAAUGCAAAAAAUGGGUUUGAAAGAGCCAAAACCUGGAAAUCAAAGAUUGGAAACCAGUGAAGAGCCCAGGAGCAGAUCUCCGUGCUUUCUAGAAUUUUGCCAGUGGUGGCAUCCGUCCGUUCAGCACAUUAGAGUUUCCAGAGCUGACUGAGCCCAUGCUUCUAAUGAAUUCUACCCUGAAGUGAUAACACAGUUUUUAUAGCAACACACAUGAGUAUUUCCUGCUACAUGCAA
This is a messenger RNA of Lontra canadensis (Northern American river otter), 888 nucleotides long. RefSeq names its product pirin (gene PIR). Gene Ontology annotation, biological process: monocyte differentiation. The record is from RefSeq and is a predicted model, not a curated record. Gene Ontology annotation, molecular function: quercetin 2,3-dioxygenase activity. Gene Ontology annotation, cellular component: nucleus. Lineage: Eukaryota; Metazoa; Chordata; Mammalia; Carnivora; Mustelidae.